GUCGCGAUGAGGCGAUUGGCGAGAUGCGUCGUCCUUUUGAUGGUGGCCGGCGGCGGCUUUUGUGCCCGAGCGGUCGCGGAUCACCAGGAAGCGACAACGGACAAAUGCACACACGCCCUGAAGCAGAACUGGACGGAAUUAUCCAACGGCAAGAAGUAUUUCGCCAGCGACGAAUAUGAUAAUGUUGAGUGGAGUGUGGCGAAGGGGGCAUGCGAGAAAAGUGGCAGCGGCCUGGCCUCAAUCGAACGCGAGGAAGAGAUGCAAUUGUUGCUCGACGCCUUCCCGGAAAUCGGAUUCCGUAAGUUUAAUGAGCUUGGCAAUUUUCUAAUCCCUCGGCAGACGCGAGUUAUUGGUUGUCGGCCUCGGACGUGGGGAGACGCGCAGGGGACUUUAGAUGGGGUGGCGGCCCCGACCUGCCCAAGGACAGUCCCUGGUGGAGCCACGACCAGCCAAGCACUUUCCGCCCUGGUAGAGAAACGUGCGUCAUGGUUUUGGCCAACAAACUGCACGACCUGCCCUGUUCGUCCACACACCGCUACCUUUGCCAACUUCCAGCAAAUUGUAAAUCUUCGUGAAAUAUGAAAAAAAAAAAAAUAAUAAAUUACUUUUUAUAA
Messenger RNA from Neocloeon triangulifer, 614 nucleotides. RefSeq names its product lectin-like. Gene Ontology annotation, molecular function: carbohydrate binding. The record is from RefSeq and is a predicted model, not a curated record. The coding region runs from base 7 to 582 and encodes 191 amino acids. The transcript has 4 exons. Gene Ontology annotation, cellular component: external side of plasma membrane. Gene Ontology annotation, biological process: biological process involved in interspecies interaction between organisms. Lineage: Eukaryota; Metazoa; Arthropoda; Insecta; Ephemeroptera; Baetidae.